AUGGCUGAGGCUGUUGUUUCAAUUGUGUCGAGAAGGAUUGGAGAGUUCACCAUUCAGGAAGCCAAAUUCUUAUAUGGAGUCAACGAUCAAGUCAGGCUUGCUCAAACGGAGCUACGGUUGAUGCAGGGUUUCCUGAAAGAUGCAGAUAUCAGACAGCGGGAAGAGGAAAGAGUUCGCAUUUGGGUGGCCGAGAUUAGAGAUGCUGCUUAUGAUUUGGAGGAUGUCAUUGAGAGAUUUGUCCUGAAGGUGGCUUGCAAGAGAAGCGGAGCUGGUUUUAAUUAUGUUUUAAGAAGGUUUGCUUGUGUCUUGAAAGAAGGAGUUUAUCUUUACAAGAUUGGUUCAGACAUUAAGAGCAUUACAACCAAAAUCUCCAAUCUGAGGUUGAGUGCUCAAACUUAUAACAUAAGGGAAAUAAGGGAGACCGGAGAUGCGAUUUCCUUGCCAUUUUAUCAGAGGCAACAGCAGCUCAGGCGAACAUAUUCUCAUGUUACUGGGGAUAAUGUUGUUGGGCUAGAAAAAGAUGCGGAAGAAUUGAUCAUGCAUUUGGUGAAUGAUGAAAGUUGUCAUCGAGUUGUGUCUAUAUGGGGUAUGGGUGGAUUGGGAAAGACCACUCUUGCAAAACAAGUUUAUCAUCACAAAAUAGUUAGACGGCAUUUUGAUUGUUCUGCUUGGAUCUGUAUCUCUCAGCGAUGUAAAGUAAGAGAAGUUUGGGAAGGAAUUCUUGUUAAGCUUAUUUCACCUACCAAUGAGCAAAGAGCAGAAAUUGAAAAAAUGAAGGAUGAUGAAAUAGCUAAGAAGCUUUAUAUCUUUCAACAAGAAAGCAGAUGUUUGGUAGUCCUUGAUGACAUUUGGAGUAUCCAUACAUGGGAUUCUCUGAAAGCUGCAUUUCCAUUGAAUGAGGAAACAAAAAGCAGGAUGUUACUCACUACUCGGAACAAAGAAGUAGCUUUACAUUCUGAUAGAAAUGGUUUCCUUCACCAACCUCGGGCCUUAGACGAUGAUGAAAGUUGGGAGUUGUUCGAAAAGUUGGCAAUCACUGGAAGAAAUCGAACACAAUCGCAAAUUUAUUCAGAGAUGGAAAAGCUUGGAAAAAGGAUGCUUCAACGUUGUGGGGGUUUACCACUAGCCAUCACUGUGCUUGCAGGGCUUCUAGCUAGAAAAGAUACUGUUAAUGAAUGGGAAACAGUGCUGAGAAAUGUUGAUGUCUUCAUAAGUAGAGGUAAAGGCCAUGAAAAGGAAUAUGCAGGUGUGUCAUGGGUAAUGGAAUUGAGCUAUGACGACUUGCCAUAUCACUUAAAACCGUGCUUUCUGUAUUUAGGCAAUUACCCGGAAGACUCUGAGAUAAAUGUGAAAACGUUGACUCAAUUAUGGAUAGCUGAAGGUUUCAUAUCUUCGGCAAAUCAAAGAGAAGGUUCAGUGGAGACGAUGGAGGAAGUGGCAUACAAUUGGUUAAGUGAGUUGGUACAAAGGUGUGUUGUUCAAGUAGGGGAGCAGGGUACAAUUAGAGACACCAAGUCUUGUCGUCUCCAUGAUCUUGUGAGGGACAUGUGCUUGUUGAAGGCAGAAGAGGAGCAUUUUCUUCAGAUUCUCAAUUUACAUUUUCCUUGUUGCAUGGAAAUUACUAAAGCAAAGCCAAUAGGUGAAGUUCGAAGACUGGCCGUACAUGUUGAUGGGAAUGUCGACAAAUGGGUUCCUCAUGAUGGAGUGAAUCGCCCUCUUAGGUCUCUGUCAUACUUCGGCCCCAAACAUGGGAGGCCUAGAAGCAAAAGACUAAUAGACUUCAUAUUCAAGGAUUUCAAAUUGCUGAGAGUGUUGAGGCUCGACCGGACUGAUAGAGAAGUGGAGUUGCCAAGUGAUAUUGGGAAGAUGGUCCACUUGAGGUAUCUAAGUAUAAGGUAUAGCACCAUAAAAAGGUUGCCAUCUUCGGUUGCUAAUUUGACUUGUUUGCAGACUCUAGACUUUCGUGCUUCUGUCAUUCGGAUGAGCCCAAAUGUGACAUGGAACAUGAAGCAGCUGAGACAUCUAUAUUUUUCUAAUUUCCAAUACUCAUUCGGUAAACAACAACUGUCUGCUCUUGCGAAUUUGCAGACCUUGCAUAUUUCGGGUGACGAUUUUGAUUGGAAUAAUCUCACAUACUUGACCAGUCUUAGAAGAUUGGCCCUAAAUUUGUCGAGCCCCUUGAAGCAUGUGGAGCAAGCAUUGAAAUCUACAAGCAGCAUUCUUAACUGUGUGCAGUCUCUAGCAGUGGACAACUGGAGCCUUGGUUGUGCGGACGCUAUGCAAAUAGUAUUAAGCUGUCGCCAACUUUACAAGCUGAGUGUGAGUGUGUUGAUACUAGAGCUACCGAAAGACCCCCAAUACUAUCCAAACCUGACCAAGUUAAACUUGUGGCGUUGCGAUUUCAAGGACGACCAGAUGGCAAUAUUGGAGAAGCUACCAAACCUUACCAAGUUUACCUUUCAUGAAGUGGUUUUUGAGAAGAACACAAAGUCACUCGUUUGCUCCAAAGGAGGCUUUUGUCGUCUUCAAGUUUUAAGCCUUGGUUGGAGCAAUGUAGAUGACUGGAAGGUGGAGCAAGGAGCCAUGCCUAAUCUCUGUGAAUUGUCGAUCAACUGUUGGACACAGUUGAGGAGACUUCCAGAGGAGCUGAGGUAUAUUACUACCCUCAGGAAACUAAAGAUCACAGGGAUGCGUAGAACAGACUGUAGUAGGCUUCAGCAAGGAGGAGAAGAUUACUAUAAAGUCCAACAUGUGCGUUCCCUUGCAUUUGAGAAUAUAUAUGAUGGAGAGGCGGAUAUUCCCGCCCCAUGGACAGUUUGCAAGCUUAAUCCCAACAUGGUCGCGGCCACUUCUCUGGGAAUUGUGUUGGAUUAUUGGUUUGGCAGUAACUUGUAA
Molecule: messenger RNA, 2895 nt
Organism: Fragaria vesca subsp. vesca
Lineage: Eukaryota; Viridiplantae; Streptophyta; Magnoliopsida; Rosales; Rosaceae
Product: putative disease resistance protein At1g50180-like
Exons: 3
Coding region: 1-2895 (964 amino acids)
Biological process (GO): defense response to other organism
Molecular function (GO): ADP binding
Source: RefSeq, a predicted model, not a curated record